Messenger RNA from Paraglomus occultum, 624 nucleotides. Lineage: Eukaryota; Fungi; Glomeromycota; Glomeromycetes; Paraglomerales; Paraglomeraceae. The record is from the annotation of a GenBank genome assembly.
AUGAUCGAGCAAGUCAUCUCUGCUUAUAUGUGCACGGUCAUUACGUUUGGACUGUUUAUUAUAUUUGGAACCACCCGAGAAUCAUUGCGGACGCUGUUGGGAAGUUCUAACGUUUGCAAUAUUUUUCGUAAUGGACGAUAUAACUCCCGAAAGAAAGUAUCCAUAGACACCAUAUCCAAAGAUAGCCCAACUAUCGUUUCAAUCGACCCCACCAUUCUUUUGGAUUCUCCUCCAGCACAUCCUCUACCAAUACAUUCUUCUCCACGUCAAUCAUAUCACCAACCACUUAGUCAACAUCUCUGUCCACUACAACUAUCCAAUUCGCUACAAACAAUUCAACCACAUCAAAACCUCCCUCCACCUCAAUUUCCACCACCAUCGGAUUCUCUUCCUCAUAUUCCAUCGCUUUCUACCCGUUUUGCCUUUUCUUUCUCUCUUGCACACAAAUUUCCAUAUGCACACUACUGUAUACAAUCCACACGUCCUGAUUCGCCGGGUAGCAAUGAAGCUUUACCUAUGCAUACAUUACCAUCUCAUUUGAGCCGAAAUUCCAUAUUUGGACGAUAUUUGUUGGAAAAGGAAAGAAAAGAGAAAGAAGAAAUGAUGCACGAUGUUUUUGGAUGA